This is a messenger RNA of Cucurbita moschata (crookneck pumpkin), 1332 nucleotides long. RefSeq names its product UPF0481 protein At3g47200-like. The record is from RefSeq and is a predicted model, not a curated record. NCBI's taxonomy places the organism in Eukaryota, Viridiplantae, Streptophyta, Magnoliopsida, Cucurbitales, Cucurbitaceae. The coding region runs from base 1 to 1332 and encodes 443 amino acids. The transcript has 2 exons.
AUGGAGUUGUCAUCAUCGCGGAAUAAGGAUACGGUGGUGGUGGAGCUGUCACCACUACAGAAUGCAGUGGUCGAGAUUACCGAAAAUCUAAAAGUCCAAUUGGAAGAUCUUCCAGAUUAUCGUAAAAGAAAAAUUAAUGGAGCUUCAAUCUAUAGAAUACCAGAGCACAUAAAGAAGGUUAAUCCAAACGCAUUCAAACCGCAGCAUGUAUCGUUCGGGCCAUACCACCAUGGGGAACCGCAUUUGUUGCCCAUGGAGAAGAAGAAACGUUUAGCAGUUCAAGACUUUGAAAGGCGCUGCGGAUUGUCCACUGAAGACAUGGUGACUGAGCUGUGGGACAUGUUGGAAGAUUUGCAGACAUCGUAUGAUAAACUUGAUGAUAAAUGGAAAACAAAACCAGCCAAAUUUUUGGAGCUCAUGAUGUUGGAUGGUUGUUUCAUGGUGCUUGUCUUGGAAGAGAUAACUGAAAUGAAACCUUUCCCCCCUAGGGAUACAUUGCGAGAUAUGUUGGUGCUUGAGAAUCAGUUGCCCAUCAAGCUUCUUGACAAGCUGUAUUCCAUGUUAAAGCAAGAGAAUAACCAAUUAGGUCUAUUUCUACUUAAUUCAAGUCCACUUCUAAUUGAUAUUGUCUUUUUUAAGCUUUCCUUUUUGAACUUCUCAGUUAGGGAGAGGUUUUCGACAAUUAAAUCGCUUGUUUGGGGGACGUUGAACUUUCCCACUCCCACUGGCGUAAAGGAAAUGUUAAUGGAGGAAGACUACUUGCAUGUUCUACAUAUGUAUAGGAAGGAAGUGAUGUUUUACAAUGAACAGAACCGACUUCGACAAAGCCACUUGGGAAUGGGUCAUGAGAUUCAGCUAGCCAGACGCUUCCAUAAAGCUGGGAUCAAACUCAAGAAAGGGUGUAACUUUAUGGACGUGGGUUUUGAUGAAAAAAAAGGUGGGUUGACUCUCCCGUUCAUCGAAAUGAAUGCUAACGUUGAAUCAGGCUUAUUGAAUGUGAUGGCAUUUGAGAAGCUUUCUGGGAUUGCGAACAUAGUAGGCUCUUUCGUCAUCUUGAUGGGUAAUCUACCGGAGAAAGAUGAGGUAGAUUCCUUCAAUCAACUGGCCAAAGGCACGGUUUUAGAAUUGUGGGGCCGCUUCUUUAAUGUCUACGAUUCGGUGAAUAAGCAUUCUAAGAGGCCAUGGAAAAUAUGGUGGACGACUCUCAAAGAUGCCAACUUUCAAAGUCCGUGGACUAUUAUCUCUACUUUUUCUGCUUUAAUCGGUUUUUCGCUCCUUAUUAUCCAAACCGUAUACGGAGUAUAUGGCUACUAUCUCCCACGUCGAUCUUGA